AUGGCAUUCGCACCCACUACCAUGCGCCGACUCAUGAGGGAAAUAACUCAACUCAAAACUGCUCCACCUGAAGGGAUUCGUGUCCAAACAAGUGAAGAUAACAUGUUUGACCUGACCGGUAUCAUCGAGGGCCCAGAGAGUACGCCUUAUGCUGGAGGGUACUUCAGAAUCAAGUUCAACUUCACCGAGGAGUUUCCUGCUGCUCCUCCGAAAUGUCGCUUCAUUACCAAGAUAUUUCAUCCUAACGUAUCUGGCGCUGGUGAGAUUUGCGUCAAUACCCUGAAGAAGGACUGGAAGCCAACGUACGGAAUCGAGCACAUAUUAGUCACUGUCAAGUGUCUCCUCAUCUACCCCAACCCGGAAUCUGCCCUCGACGAAGAGGCAGGCAAGCUUCUGCUCGAAGACUACGACAGUUAUUGCAGUCGUGCGAAACUCAUUACAAGCGUCCAUGCCACCCCACGCGUUCGUCCUAUCGAAUUUGACACUCCUUCAUCAGAGUCCACGACGAUGAACUCUUCGCCUUCAAAGCCACUCAAUAUAUCUACCCGUGCCAAGCCCGUCUCUUCCAGCGGUGCCCCACCCCCGCACGCCCUCCCUCUUAAAUCUACACCAAACUCGAGUGAAAAUGACGGUGCUGUCUCGCUUCCCGCUAGCAAAGACAAAGAUCCUCGUCAUAAUUCACCCGCUCCUGCUCCCCUCAGCACUGCAGACUCGAAUGUUGUCAUGGCCGGGAAUGGUCUUGUACCUCCUGCGACUGCUGUUCGGGGAGACAAGAAUACGACGACGAAAACCGUCACUGGGAAACGUGCGGCGACCAGUCUCGUUUCGAACGGCGCAGAGAAGCGGAAGAAGGCGCUCAAGAGGUUGUGA
Molecule: messenger RNA, 870 nt
Organism: Mycena indigotica
Lineage: Eukaryota; Fungi; Basidiomycota; Agaricomycetes; Agaricales; Mycenaceae
Product: Ubiquitin-conjugating enzyme e2
Exons: 4
Coding region: 1-870 (289 amino acids)
Source: RefSeq, a predicted model, not a curated record